UCGGGUCCAAGGCAGCGUCGUCCUGGGCGGGAACAGGUUGCAGCCCACUGGCCAAGCAAGGUCGCCUCAAAGACGUGACCUCCGGCCCGCUGUCAGUCAGGCGGGCGGGGGCGGGGCCUCGCGAACCGUCCAAUCCGGGGAGCCGCCGGAACCGUACGUGCGGGCGACGCGCUGUGGACGGCGGGGACUGUGUGCCGUCGCUGCUGGCCGCGGAGCCGCGCAUCACCUCUCGCCGCCCUGAGAGGCUCCGGGAGGCGCCGCCGCCGCCUCGGGCGCCGUGACCCCCGCCGGCCGCGGCAAUCGGAUGGUGGCCGACCCGCUACCCCAGAGAGCGAGCGAUGAGUCCCUUCAGUUUUCCUGUCUCAAAACCAAGGUCUACAAUUUGACCAAUAGAAAAUUCAACAUUUACUAAGAGUAUUUACACAACAACAAAAAAAGAUAAGUACACUCCUUCCUGCAUUGGGCCUCUGCAGCAUGUGUUCUGAAUUAAUCUUGCCAUCUGCUAUAACAUAUUCAUUUAGGAACCUUUAUACAAAUAAUCAAUAUUAAGGUUCAACUUGCAGUUAAAGCUGGGGAUCCCACUCUACUUAAGCAGGAUACACCUGAUAAUCUUAAGGGAGUUGCUGAAUAUAAUACAGAGGACAAAUAAGCAUGUCUCAUUUUAACCAUGAGAACUGUGGUCUUACCUAAAAAUCUCUCAUGGUCUUUUUUUUUUUUUCCCCCAUGGUCUUAACACCCAUUGUCUUUAAUUAUCCCAUACUGAACAGAGAAAGGCUAAAACCCAGUUGGUAUCAUGAAUUAAAUUUUAGUUUGUCUUUGGCACUUCUAAAUUAUACUGACAAAAUGGGACCCCACUGAUCUUACCACACACACACCCUAGUUAAAUUACUUAAUCUGGCCCAAUGUUAAACAGAGUCUUGAAGGAUUGAAAACCACAUAUUAUUUUUUUUUUAAUAUUUUUUUAUUUAUUUAUGAUAGUCACACAGAGAGAGAGAGAGAGAGAGAGAGGCAGAGACAUAGGCAGAGGAAGAAGCAGGCUCCAUGCACCGGGAGCCCGACGUGGGAUUCGAUCCCGGGUCUCCAGGAUCGCGCCCUGGGCCAAAGGCAGGCGCCAAACCGCUGCGCCACCCAGGGAUCCCCGAAAACCACAUAUUAAAUGAAGAAGUGAUUAUUCCCUCUGGCUCUCCCUUUGCAGCCUUAUUUGGCCUAUUCUUUAAAUCUGGAAAGAAUGAAUGACAGCUCAGAGUGGGUUACUGCAACCUUGGUGCUAUGUUUGAGCCAAAUAAGCCCCUUUUCUCAGUCCCUACCAUUACGGAAAUUACCAGCUCCAUCCAUUCAGCAGCAGGUAAACAUCUUACCAUCACAGACUGGAUCAAGUGUGUUUUGUUCAGUGCCUGUUUCAACAGCCUGUCGGGUGCAGUCGGCCUUCACCUCUGAAGUGACAUGAUGCACCUUUACCUGGUUAUCUGCAGGGAGCCUCCACACCACAACCAGGGCACACCAUCUCUGCAGGACUCAGUGGCCUUUGAGGAUGUGGCUGUAAACUUUACCUUGGAGGAAUGGGCUCUGCUGGAGCCUUCACAGAAGAAACUCUACAGAGAUGUAAUGCGGGAAACCUUGAGGAACCUGGCCUCAAUAGGGAAAACAUGGAAAGACUAUAACAGUGAAGAUCAGUACAAAAACCAGGGAAGAAAACUAAGAAGUCAUAUGGUAGAGAGGCUCAAUCAAAGUAAAGAAGGUAGUCAGUGUGGAGGAAACUUCAGCCCUAUUCCAAAUCUUAAUCUGAACAAGAAAACUUAUACUGAAGUAAAACCAUGGGAAUGCAAUGUGUGUGGAAAAGUCUUCAUGCGCCAUUCUUCCCUUAAUAGGCAUAAGAGAUCUCACACUUCACCUAAACCAUACAAGUAUCAGGAAUAUGGAAAAAAGCCUUAUAAAUGUAAAGAAUGUGGAAAAGCUUUCAGUUAUCUCCAACCUUUUCAAAAACAUGAAAGAAAUCACAGUGUAGAGAAAUCUUACAAAUGUAAGGAAUGUGGGAAAUCUUUUAGAUAUCGCCAGUCUGUUCGAAAACAUGAAAGGACUCACACUGGAGAGAAACCCUAUCAGUGUAAACAAUGUGGAAAAGCCUUUAGAUAUCAUCAAACCUUUCAGACACAUGAAAGAACUCAUACUGGAGAGAAACCAUAUCAGUGUAAGCAAUGUGGAAAAGCCCUCAGUUGUCCCAGUUCCUUUCGAAGUCAUGAAAGAACUCACACAGGGGAGAAGCCCUAUGAAUGUAAAAAGUGUGGUAAAGCCUUUAGUUGUCCCAGUUCUCUUCGAAAACAUGAAAGAACUCACACUGGAGAGAAACCCUAUGACUGUAAGGAAUGUGGGAAAGCCUUCAUUUCUCUUGGAAGCUUUCAAAGACACAUGAUAACACAUACUGGAGUUGGACCUUAUAAAUGUAAGGAAUGCGGGAAAGCAUUCAGUUGUCCCAGUUCAUAUCGGAUACAUGAACGAUCCCACACUGGAGAAAAACCCUAUGAAUGUAAGCAAUGUGGUAGAGCCUUUAGUUGUUCUAGCUCCUUUCGAACACAUGAAAGAACUCACACUGGAGAGAAACCCUACCAAUGUAAAGAAUGUGGAAAAGCCUUCCAUUGGCUCACCACUUUCCAAGUGCAUGUGAGAACUCACACUGGAGAAAAACCCUAUAUAUGUAAGCAGUGUGGGAAAGCCCUCAGUUGUCCCACUUCCUUUCGAAGACAUGAAAGGACUCACACUGCAGAGAAACCCUAUGAGUGCAAACAAUGUGGAAAAACCUUUAGUUCUCCUCUAGGUCUUCAAAUACAUGGAAGAACUCACACUGGAGAAAAACCCUAUAAAUGUGAGGAAUGUGGGAAAGCAUUUGUUUCUCUCACAAGUUUUCGGAGACAUAUGAUGACACAUACUGGAGAUGGACCUUAUAAAUGUAAGGAAUGUGGGAAAGCCUUCAAUUGUCCCAGUUCAUUUCGAAUACAUGAGAGAACUCACACAGGAGAGAAACCCUAUGAAUGUAAAAUAUGUGGUAAAGCCUUCAGUUGUUCAAGUUAUGUUCAAGUACACGAAAGAACUCAUACUGGAGAGAAGCCCUAUGAAUGUAAGGAAUGUGGGAAAGCUUUUAUUUAUCGUACAACCUUUCGAGGACACAUGAGAGUGCACACUGGAGAGAAACCAUAUAAAUGUAAAGAAUGUGGGAAGGCCUUUAGUCGCCCCAGUUCGUUUAGAAGCCAUGAAAGAAUUCACACUGGAGAGAAACUUCUUGAAUGUAAACAUUGUGGGAAAGCCUUCAACUGGCCCACAUCCUUACAUAAACAUGUGAUGAGAAUGCACACUAGAUAGGUAAAUUAUAACUGAAAAAUACAGGAGAGUAUUCAGUCUUAACAAAGUCAUGUAAAAACACCACUGAAGAGAAAUGCUAUAAAUGUAAGUAAUAGGGAAAAGUCUGAUACAAAUUAAUUCAAGUAUAAUACGCCAGACAGUUCACUACAUGAAAGAAAUGCUUCAAAAGUUAAAAAAUAAUGAAUUUGAUUCUGAAACUCAGUCUUUGGACUGCGGCUUCCAAUUGUUGCUUUUUAGCUGAACAUGAAGUUGAGACAAUUCUGUAAGCACUGUUUAAGCAAUAGUAUGUAACCUUAGUGGAUAGUGUUUUUUCCUUAAAUCAGCUUAUAAAAUUUUUGUCUUUACAUUUUGAAGUUAAUUGGAUCUAUGGGUGAGUUAAAGUGUAUUUCUAAUAUGUAAGGAGGGUUAAUUUUUAUAUAUUUUUUAAUUGUUCAGUAAGUGAAGAGGCCAUGGAAAAAUGAUAUUUUGGGAUUUGUUGUGAUUUUCCUAUGACCUCAUGUCACAGGUACUGGAUAUUCCUUACUCAUUAUAAAUAUUCCUCCUUUCAUAUGAGAAAAGGAUUCUUUCUUUUUUCUUUCAUCAAAAAAAAAGCCUUAUUUUCCUGGCUAAUAAAUAGUUGGCAUAAAUUUGUAAGUAUGCAGAGUUUAUCAUAGAGUAUAAUCUCAUUAGAAUUGCUAUUUACAUAUUUUCCCUUUACUCUUUGUCAUUCCUUCUGUGAUUUGGAUAUUACACUUUAAGAAACCUGUCUUCAGACAAGAAAGAUAGAAUUGGAGAUGGCUCUCCUGGAAUGUGUUAAGUUAGGUCAAUGUGGGUAAUACUGUGGCCUAAUUUUCUAGAAUCUGUUCUCUUUAUAGUUUCAUGUUAGAAUUCACCAAUAGCUUUACUUGCAUGAGAUUUGGAAGGCAGAAGGGAAGAAGGCCUUACUUUUUGGAGUCACAGUACAAGCAGUGAUAGAUACCAUAGGAGUUUUGCAUACAUCUUCAAGCCCAUUUGCUGAUUCUUUGCCCUGCCAUUCAAGAGUAUCUUCAAUACCACCACCAACUACUUAACUUCAUUUUCUCAGAGUUGUAGGUUUCUACAGAUGCCUCCACAAGUUCCACAGCAAAGAUUAAUACCGGUUGUAUUUCCUUGCAAGCCUGAUAUCAUGUGUCCACCAGGCAACAAAUUUAGACUAUCACGGUUGAGAAUGUUUUUUAAAGCACUGACUUCCCUUUUCUCUGGAUUGCAUUUGUAUAAGGUCUAAUAUAUGUAGUAAACAUCUUGUUCUGUUAAUACUCCUAAUGAAUGUGUGUUCCUGAUUCUACCAACACAGCUACAGUGAUGUAGUCAAAAGGAACCAUGUGAUAGUUUUUUCCUCUACUGCAUUGUACAGUGACUUCUGUGACCCAGCCCUUUCUUGUGAGAAUAAGCACCUUCCUCUUGUCAGGCAGAUUGUGUUUCUAAUGACUCACAACUGGACUUAAUUCUUCAAUAUAUUUUCAGUUAUGUUUGUAUGUGAUUUACAAUUUUUUAAAUCGAACCAAUGUUUCUGUAUGUGUUCUUUCAAAGUGUUUUAUUAGCAGUUGUAUAUUAACAUUCUUCAUUUUCUGAUAAGAGUAUAUUAAAACAUCCCAUUGCAAUUGUGGAUUUUCAAAUCAA
Canis lupus familiaris (dog) is the source of this 4992-nucleotide messenger RNA. RefSeq names its product zinc finger protein 791. Gene Ontology annotation, molecular function: RNA polymerase II cis-regulatory region sequence-specific DNA binding; DNA-binding transcription repressor activity, RNA polymerase II-specific. Gene Ontology annotation, biological process: negative regulation of transcription by RNA polymerase II. Bases 1444 to 3354 code for a protein of 636 amino acids. The transcript has 5 exons. Lineage: Eukaryota; Metazoa; Chordata; Mammalia; Carnivora; Canidae. The record is from RefSeq and is a predicted model, not a curated record.